GCCUGCCUGGCCACCUGCGGGGACGAUCACCUGCGCCUUGUCCCCGCCAUGGCCAAGAAGAUGAAGGACAGCCUGGCCGCCCUCCAACAGUAACGGGGCGCCGGCGCCCCACAUGCUCAUUAAAGGUUCAUGGACAAGAAGCUGUCGUGUGAGUCCCGGCCCCCCGGAGCUGUUCCCGGCCCCCCGGAGCUGUUCCAGCCCCCGAAUUGUCUUAACAGCGUUGGUGAAAUUAAAUGGUGGCCGGCACGUCCAGGGGAUAUUGCGGGGGUUUGAUCCCUUCAUGAACCUCGUCAUCGAUGAGUGUGUGGAGAUGGCACCGGGAGGGCAACAGAACAAUAUCGGCAUGGUGGUAAUACGAGGAAACAGCAUCAUUAUGCUGGAAGCCUUGGAACGAGUAUAGCGCUGGAGAAACCUGCGUUGUUACCAGCCGAGAUGUGAUGGAACCUAUCUAUUUUGUUUACUCAUUGAAUCUGCCACGAAGCACCCGAGUGUAAACUUAUUUUUUUUUUUGUUUUGUUAAAUAAAUUUUGUAAUGAUCAGUGUAA
This is a messenger RNA of Phalacrocorax carbo (great cormorant), 545 nucleotides long. The record is from RefSeq and is a predicted model, not a curated record. Lineage: Eukaryota; Metazoa; Chordata; Aves; Suliformes; Phalacrocoracidae.